Molecule: messenger RNA, 2813 nt
Organism: Castor canadensis (American beaver)
Lineage: Eukaryota; Metazoa; Chordata; Mammalia; Rodentia; Castoridae
Gene: Chpf
Product: chondroitin polymerizing factor
Cellular component (GO): Golgi cisterna membrane
Molecular function (GO): glucuronosyl-N-acetylgalactosaminyl-proteoglycan 4-beta-N-acetylgalactosaminyltransferase activity
Source: RefSeq, a predicted model, not a curated record
UCCGCCCCCUCCCCAGGCCCGCCCCCUCGGAGUCUCCUCCGGCUGCUGUGGGGCUGCGCCGGUGCCGGGGACCCGCUGUCCGGGCGCCAUGCGGGCAUCGCUGCUGCUGUCGGUGCUGCGGCCCGCAGGGCCCGUGGCUGUGGGCAUCUCCCUGGGCUUCACCCUAAGCCUGCUCAGCGUCACCUGGGUGGAGGAGCCGUGCGGCCCAGGGCCGCCCCAACCCGGAGACUCUGAGCUGCCGCUGCGCGGCAACACCAACGCGGCGCGCCGGCCCAACUCCGUACAGCCCGGAGCAGAGCGCGAGAGGCCCGGGGCCGGCGCAGGCACGGGGGAGAACUGGGAGCCGCGUGUCUUGCCCUACCACCCGGCACAGCCCGGCCAGGCCGCUAAGAAGGCCGUCAGAACUCGAUACAUCAGCACAGAGCUGGGCAUCAGGCAGAGGCUGCUGGUGGCGGUGCUGACCUCCCAGGCCACGUUACCCACUCUGGGUGUGGCUGUGAACCGCACGCUGGGGCACCGACUAGAGCGUGUGGUGUUCCUGACAGGCGCGCGGGGCCGCAGGACACCGUCGGGCAUGGCAGUGGUAACGCUGGGAGAGGAGCGGCCCAUCGGGCACCUGCACCUGGCGCUGCGCCACCUGCUGGAACAGCACGGCGAUGACUUUGACUGGUUCUUCCUAGUGCCUGAUGCCACCUAUACGGAGGCACAUGGACUGGCACGCCUAACUGGCCACCUCAGUCUAGCCGCGGCUACCCACCUCUAUCUCGGCAGGCCCCAGGACUUCAUUGGUGGGGAGCCCACCCCUGGUCGCUAUUGCCAUGGAGGCUUUGGGGUUCUGUUGUCUCGCACACUGCUACAGCAGUUGCGCCCCCACCUGGAAGGCUGCCGCAAUGACAUCGUCAGUGCACGCCCAGAUGAGUGGCUGGGACGCUGCAUCCUGGAUGCCACGGGAGUGGGCUGCACUGGUGACCAUGAGGGGGUGCACUAUAACUAUCUGGAGCUGAGCCCUGGGGAGCCCACGCAUGAAGGGGACCCUCGUUUCCGCAGUGCCCUGACAGCGCACCCUGUCCAUGACCCUGUGCACAUGUACCAGCUGCACAAAGCUUUUGCCAGAGCUGAGCUGGAGCGCACGUACCAGGAGAUCCAGGAGUUGCAGUGGGAGAUCCAGAACACCAGCCAACUGGCUGCUGAUGGGGACCAGGCUGCUGCCUGGCCAGUGGGCAUUCCAGCCCCAUCCCGCCCUACAUCACGCUUUGAGGUCCUGCGUUGGGACUACUUCACAGAGCAACAUGCUUUCUCCUGCGCCGAUGGCUCGCCCCGCUGUCCACUACGUGGGGCUGACCAGGCUGAUGUGGCUGAUGUUCUGGGGACAGCCCUGGAGGAGCUCAACCGUCGCUACCAUCCAGCUUUGCAACUUCAGAAGCAGCAACUUGUUAAUGGUUACCGACGCUUUGAUCCAGCCCGGGGUAUGGAGUACACACUGGACUUACAGCUGGAGGCACUGACUCCCCAGGGUGGCCGCCGCCCCCUUACCCGCCGGGUGCAGCUCCUCCGACCCCUGAGCCGUGUGGAGAUCUUGCCUGUGCCCUAUGUCACUGAGGCCUCGCGUCUCACUGUGCUGCUGCCUCUGUCUGCAGCUGAGCGUGACCUGGCCCCAGGUUUCCUGGAGGCCUUCGCCACUGCAGCCCUGGAGCCUGGUGAUGCAGCAGCCCUGACUCUACUCCUACUGUACGAGCCACGCCAGGCCCAGCGGGCGGCCCAUGCAGAUGUCUUCGCACCUGUCAAGGCCCACGUGGCAGAGCUAGAGCGGCGCUUCCCUGGUGCCCGGGUGCCUUGGCUCAGUGUGCAGACAGCUGCACCCUCACUACGCCUCAUGGAUCUACUUUCCAAGAAGCACCCACUGGACACACUGUUCCUGCUGGCCGGGCCAGACACAGUGCUCACACCUGACUUCCUGAACCGCUGUCGCAUGCAUGCCAUCUCUGGCUGGCAGGCUUUCUUUCCCAUGCACUUCCAGGCCUUCCACCCAGCCGUUGCUCCACCACAAGGGCCUGGACCACCAGAGCUGGGCCGAGACACAGGUCGCUUUGAUCACCAGGCAGCCAGCGAGGCCUGCUUCUACAACUCCGAUUAUGUGGCAGCCCGUGGGAGGCUGGCAGCAGCCUCGGAGCAAGAAGAGGAGCUGCUGGAGAGUCUGGAUGUGUAUGAGCUGUUCCUGCGCUUCUCUGGCCUGCAUGUGCUGCGGGCAGUGGAGCCAGCACUGCUGCAGCGCUACCGGGCCCAGUCGUGCAGCGCACGGCUCAGUGAGGAUUUGUACCACCGUUGCCGCCAGAGUGUGCUGGAGGGCCUUGGCUCCCGAACCCAACUUGCUAUGCUGCUCUUCGAGCAGGAACAGGGCAACAGCACCUGACCAUGCUCUGGGCCCCUGCAUUCUGCCUCGCUCCUCCCCAACCAUCUGGAGCCACCUGCCGGCCUUGCCGGACAGGGCUGACUACAGCUUCAGACCCCAAGGACAGCCCUUGGUCCUAUCUAUGACUCUGGGCCCCUGGGCUCAGGACAAGCCCUAAGGGAGGUGCCCCAGAGCCACACCUUUUGCCCCAAACCCAGUUUCCCUGCCCCCCUUGACACUGCUGACUCAGGCUGUGGCCUCAGUGUAUUUAUGCAGUGCUGUCUGUCUGACGCCAGCCAUGCCUCCUGAGGACUGGGCUGCAGUUAAGUUGUUGGACAAGGGGAGGAGUUGAGAAGGGGGGUGUCUUCCACCUUCUCCCUUCUGGACCCCUGAUGAAGUUCCCCGCCUUUAAUAAACUGACUGA